AAUGUAAAUUUGUACAAAUAAGACAUAACAAAACUAAAUCAAGAACGAAUACGUGUUAUUUCAUUUUUUCGGCGAAUAAAUUUUAAAUCAGUGCAAUUACUUUUAUUUCAAAAUGAAUUCCGACGAUUUACUAUCGUUCAAAGAAUAUUCACCAGUGCAUGGAACACAAACAUAUGGUGGAAGUGCGGAAAUCAAUGUGAAUUCGCCGAAUCGACAGCGGUCACCUUAUCAAAAUGCCACAACAACAUCAAAUGAAUCGACCACUAACGAUCCACUCCAAGAUCUUAUCAAUUCGAUGAGUGCAAGUGUGAAUAUUCUACAAAAUGAAGAUCGUCAAAAGUCGUCACCAUUGCAUGGUGCAGAUGAUAUUGAUAGUAGCCCAAGAAGUAAUCAUUCCAUAUUCAGCAUUGAGUUUUAUCAACAGUUUUUUAAUGUUGAUGCAAACAUCGUAUGGGAGCGUAUUGUAUCAGCGAUAGUACCACGACGCGCACCAGUUCACUACAUUAAGCAAGACAUUGCACCGAAUCCCGAUUUAUAUGGACCAUUUUGGAUUGUUGUCACUCUGGUAUUCUCCAUUGCCAUUGCUGGAAACAUAGCAAGUUAUCUGAAUGAUGCGAAUGUAAAUUACGAAUGGCGUUACAAUUUUAAUCUGGUAUCAACUGCAGCAACAACCAUUGUCAUUUAUGUUAUUUUGGUACCGUUUGCAUUGUGGGCUGCAUUCAAAUGGACAGCACAACCAGUUGAUACUGAGUUGAUUCAAGACGAGAACGGUGUUUUCACACCAAGUUUACUGACCUUAAUUUGUAUCUACGGCUAUUCAUUGGGCAUCUACAUUCCUGUGUCGGUCCUUUGGGUUAUUCAAAUUUCAUUUCUGCAGUGGUUGCUUGUCUUUGGCGCUGCAUUGUCAACUGGCACCGUGUUAAUAAUUAUUUUAAGUCCAGCACUAAAAAAUUCAAAACUAUCUAUUUUCUUGAUCGCCGGAAUUAUUCUGGCACAUUUUUUGCUAGCGGCUGGUUUCAAACUUUUAUUCUUUCAUAUGCCAGACCCGAAAGUAUCAACUACUACCAUUGCAGCUGUCACCCAAGCCGCUGCCAAAGCCAUCGUAAAUGCCACUGUCAAACCGUCAUAAAUUUCAAUAAAACAUUUCAUUUUACUAGUGAAUAAAAGUGAUGUUUACACAUUUUA
Contarinia nasturtii (swede midge) is the source of this 1185-nucleotide messenger RNA. Its product is annotated as protein YIPF1. Gene Ontology annotation, molecular function: small GTPase binding. Gene Ontology annotation, biological process: vesicle-mediated transport. The record is from RefSeq and is a predicted model, not a curated record. Bases 113 to 1129 code for a protein of 338 amino acids. The transcript is spliced from 5 exons. Gene Ontology annotation, cellular component: Golgi apparatus; membrane. NCBI's taxonomy places the organism in Eukaryota, Metazoa, Arthropoda, Insecta, Diptera, Cecidomyiidae.